AUGAUUACCCGUGGUAAAAGAGGGAGAGGUGAUGACGACGUGUUGGUAGAAGGCGUCUCCGCUGCGAUUCGGGGCAUGACGGCCGAGGUGGAUGACAUCGUAGGGAGUGUUGCGACGGUGAAUGGUGCGGUGCUCGAGUCGGUGCUGCGGAAGAGUCGGCAGGUGGCGCACGCGCUGAACGCCUCUGGAGGCUCCGUGGCUCGUCUGUGGAAGCAGCUGGCGCAGAGCCAGCAGAGCCGUGCAGCUGCGGCGCUCAGCCACCUCCGCUGCGCGGAGGAUGCGCGGCGUAAAGCGGAGUCUGUUGCCGCGCUGCAGCAGCAGCUGAUGAGCUCGGCUUCACUGGCUGCGGCAGAGGUAUCCAAGGGGCUUGGCGCCGCCAACAACACGGCUGUCGCGCUGUUUUCGUCACAACUGGCAGGGGAACAGGCGACAAAUGAACAGCUUGUUUCAUACGUGCGUGAUUUCCUUCGGAGUUCACUAGAAGCACUUCAGGACUAUUCGCGUCGGGCACUCAAUGCUGAGCUCUCACUGUCGAAGAAUGAACUCACCGCCGCCCGCCUGCGGAGUUCCCUUUCCUUCUACCAAAGUGCGUCACUGCGGCAUCACGAGGAGGUUGCAGCGCUCAUCACUAUUGUUCGUCUUCUUGCUGCGAAGAGCAAGGAUGUGGACCUCGCCAACUCCGACCUGCGGCAGGCCAAGGCGCAUGUGAGGCUGCUGGAGAAGCACCUUGACCUGGCGGGAAUCGUCCACGCUAUUGUGCCGCCGAGUUUCGUGCCACCUCGUCCACCGCCGGAGGCGCCCAACGGCGCGUUGAAGCGCACUGCGCCGGAGUACUUCGCGCUACGUCUGCUGGAGCACAAGGACGUGACACUCUCCGAACUGGUGGACUCGUGGCACCAACAAGAGGUACGCAUCGUCACCGCAGAGGCGAAUUACGGCGAGUUGCAGGCGUCCGUAGAGGCGCUGCGGCAGGAGGCGCUCACGGUGCACCAUAGCUUCCUAGAGGAGAAGCGGCGCCGUGAGGUGGUCGAGCACCGACUUGUCGACCUCGUGCGGGAGCGUAUUCACCCGAGCAGUAACGACACGCUCGUGCGGCAGCUUACACAGCUGCGCACUGACUAUACUAGGGCGCUCGAUGACGCUGCUCAAAUGGCAACGGCGCUCGGCGUGACCCGUGAGGCAUUGGCGCAGGAGCAGCAGCGGAGCUCCGCACUGGAGGUGAAGAUGCGGCAGAUGCAGGACGACGCGGACGCUGACGAGGUGGCGCACACGCUUGCCUCGCUGCGCCGGCACUACGAGACGGAGCUGGAGCGUCUGUGCGCCGACGCGGUGGAUGCGGACACGCAUAGUGCCGUUGCAGUGGCACAUGCCGAGGUGCAGCAGGAGGCAUCCGCGCAGUUGCACGAUGCGCUGGCGGUGGCGCAGCGCACUGCCGCGGAAAUGUCUACCGCCCUUCAGCGUGCAGAGGAACAUCGACUGACAGUGGAGGAACAGGAAAGAUGGGGCAUCAACGCGCGGGCGGAGCGGCUUGUCGAAGAGGGGAACAAGGCAAUGGAGCGGAGUGACGCGCACCUUAACAAAGCCUUGGCGGCGUUUCAGAUGGUAGUGCGCGAGGCAGAGACGCAACGCACCAGUGAUAUGGCGACCUUCGAGCAGCAAGUCGCCCAACUCCUCGCACUGUUCGAGUCUCUGCAGCCCACCGCUACCGAUGGCGAGAACACAUCUGAUGUCGAUGCAACGGCGUUGCAGCUGCAGCAGCAGCGCGAGGCCCGCGCGGUAAUGCGGGAGGCGCUCGCUCACGCGCUGCAGUUUGUCUCAGACGAGUUGGAAACGAGUGACGCGACCAAGACAGGUCUGCUCGACUCAUCCCUUUCCGACGCUCGCCAUGUCGGUGUGCUGCUGGAGAAGGUGCGUGUGCUGACGGCAGAGCGGGAUGCUGCGCUGCAGCAGCUAGCGAAGUGUGAGCAGCUCAUUGACCAGCACAGUCUCACAGCUGUCGAGCGUGUGCUGAUGCACGAGGUGUCCGUCGAAGAGUCAAUCGACGCGAUGGAGGCCUCGGAACAGAUCGCAAUGCUACGGGAAGAGGUGUCGUCACUCAGCGCCGUUCGUGCGGCCGCGCUGACAGAGCUUGCGGCGCUUCAGGAGGAACGCCUGCGCGACGACAAUGGCGCCUUUCGCGGCGCGGAGCGGAUUGAGCUGCUGGAGCGCCACAACGCGCGUCUGGUGACGUCGUUGCAGGAGGCCCUCACACGCGAGGUGGCCCUCGUUGAACAGGUACAUCAGCUGCAGCACGGUCUGCAGCAGUGGGCCGGGAAGGAAGAGCCUGCAGACGCGGCAGAGGACGCCGAAGACGCGACAGCAGCGGCGCCCACCCCCGCAGCUGGACAGGAGCAGUUGGCUCUGCAGCUCGAACAGCUCUGUGGCGGCAUAGCCGAGAUGAAGGAGCAGCUUGCGCAUAUGCAGACAGCCAUGACGACACGUGAUGCACCCGGCAGUGGCGAGGUGGAGGUGCAGUUGCUUCGUAACGGCGUGGGACACGUGGCGACGUCGCUGCGUGAGGCUCUGCACCGCGCCGAAUUGCUCCGCCACGCCCUCCCAACGGAUACCAACGCCGCACCAACAAAAGUUGAAGAAGAAGCAACAGUGCCCGCGGCAUCAAGUGACUCGGUGACCGAGAAAAAUGAGACGGGGGAGGAUGCGGUGCCGCAGAACCGCCUUGCGGCGGAGGUCGCUGCACGGGACGAGGAGUUGACGCGGCUGCGCGGAAAGCUAGAGGCUCACCUGCGGACGGAAGAAGAGCUGAAGAAGGCUCAAGAGGAUAUGCAGCAGGAGAACGCCAGCAUUAAGGCGAGGGUUGGGCGACUUCUGGAGAUCAACAAGCAGCUCGUCGAGGAGCUAAGGGCAGUUCGAUCUGCAACAGGAGCCUCACCGAGUUAA
Molecule: messenger RNA, 2937 nt
Organism: Trypanosoma grayi
Lineage: Eukaryota; Euglenozoa; Kinetoplastea; Trypanosomatida; Trypanosomatidae
Exons: 1
Coding region: 1-2937 (978 amino acids)
Source: RefSeq, a predicted model, not a curated record